UAUAUAUUAGCAACUAGGGUUUUGAUCACUGCAGUCGCGCCGGAAGAAACCGAGGAAGAACGAUCUACAGAGAAAGUAAACUCCGUGCACAGCCGUCGACAUGGGCCGACUCCACUCUAAAGGUAAGGGAAUCUCAGCAUCUGCUUUGCCGUAUAAGAGAUCACCCCCAAGUUGGCUCAAGACAACCUCCCAGGAUGUUGAUGAAUCCAUCUGCAAGUUUGCGAAGAAGGGUUUGACCCCAUCUCAGAUUGGUGUCAUUCUUCGUGACUCUCACGGAAUCCCACAGGUCAAGAGUGUUACUGGAAACAAGAUCUUGAGAAUCUUGAAAGCUCAUGGUCUUGCUCCUGAGAUCCCUGAGGAUCUAUAUCACCUAAUCAAGAAAGCAGUUGCUAUCCGCAAGCACCUUGAGAGGAACAGGAAAGACAAGGAUUCCAAGUUCAGGUUGAUUCUUGUAGAGAGCAGAAUCCACCGUCUAGCUCGUUACUACAAGAAGACCAAGAAGCUCCCUCCCGUCUGGAAGUACGAGUCUACCACCGCAAGUACUCUAGUGGCUUAAGGAAGCAUAGAAUAAGUCAAAGUCCUGCAGGAGCGGCCAUUUCGUUUGCAGCAUUUCAGCUCUUAUAUGACAAUGGACUUUGUAUCUCAUUUUUCUAGUUUUUUGAUGCGAUUUUGAAUUUAAUGAAAAAACUCUUGUUCUUUUAGUUUGGCUAAUAAUAGUCAUUACAUUUAAGGUU
Molecule: messenger RNA, 734 nt
Organism: Brassica oleracea var. oleracea
Lineage: Eukaryota; Viridiplantae; Streptophyta; Magnoliopsida; Brassicales; Brassicaceae
Product: 40S ribosomal protein S13-2
Exons: 5
Coding region: 101-556 (151 amino acids)
Biological process (GO): translation
Cellular component (GO): ribosome; cytosolic small ribosomal subunit; nucleolus
Molecular function (GO): structural constituent of ribosome; small ribosomal subunit rRNA binding
Source: RefSeq, a predicted model, not a curated record